Messenger RNA from Lactuca saligna, 540 nucleotides. The record is from the annotation of a GenBank genome assembly. NCBI's taxonomy places the organism in Eukaryota, Viridiplantae, Streptophyta, Magnoliopsida, Asterales, Asteraceae.
AUGGUAUUGAUAUUUCAACCGGCUGAGGAACAAGGCGAAGGAGCAAAACAGAUGAUCAAAAAAGGUGUUCUUGAAAAAGCGGAGGCCAUUUUCAGUCUACAUUUAUUCCUCUCCUUGGAUUCUGGUGUCGUUGCAUCUAGAUCCGGCGACUUCUUGGUGGGGUGUGGCUUUUUCAAGGCGGUGAUCCAUGCCAAAGGAGGUCAUGCCGCUAUUCCUCAAGAUUCUGUAACUGAUCCAAUUUUGGUUGUUUCAGCUACAGUAAUUAGCUUACAACAUAUUGUAUCUCAAGAGGUUGAUCCCUUAGAUAUGCCUGUUGUUUUUGUAACAAUGUUGGAUGGUGGAACUGGGCUUAAUGCAAUUCCAAAUUCAGUCUCCAUUGUUGGUACUUAUAGAUAUGUUAGCAAAAAGGGCUUCUAUGCACUUGCAGAAACAAUACAAGAGGUCCGGAAUCAUCAACUCUGGAGACCAUCGGACUCCUCCUGCCGAACACCAAGCAAAACAAACACCACCGGAUUUGCGACUUGUUUGGAUUUCUGGUAG